UCGAGCGAGCGUUGUGCGGACUCUGUCACUUGGUCCUCUUCAGUCCUCCACAGUCCGCCUCAGUCCGCCAGCAUCCCCGAGGAAGAAGUGUUCCAAGCCGGACUGGCCCCGCAGGUGCGGCUGAGUAGAUCCGGUGAAGCGGUCGGACAAGUCGGAGCGGACCUUUUUUUUUUUAUUUAAUUUUAUUUUUUUUAAUUUUAGUUCCCACCACCCGCCCGCCCGUUUAAAGCCCGAACAAUCACGGCCACAUUCGGACAAUGUCCACUCGAUCCGCUGCAUCCUGCCCGCCGACCAUGGAUCCUUCGGCGGCGUGACGCACACGCAGCGAGCCGGUGACGGCGGAGAAAAGUGACGUCUCGGGUGGAAUAUUCUUGUGGAUUUCUUCUGUGGACUUUCAUCUUCUCGGGAUUCUUCUUUGCUUUUUUUUUUGCUUUUUUUUUUUUUCCGACCUUCCAAGUCCGGAGCUUCUUCUCGGACGCCGAGGACGCGCGGAGCCUGUAGCCGGGCUGGAGCGUUCCAAGCCGGGGGACUGCGCGCCCGACAGCCGCUGCAGAACGCUGCGGGCGCGUCCCGUCAUGGCGGCGCUCGUCCCGCUCUACCUGGCGGCGGUCCUGCUGGCGUCGUGCGGCGCCGCGCCCUCCGACGUCCCGUAUCGCAUCCCGGAGGAGCAGCCGCCCAACACGCUGGUAGGCAGCCUGGCGGCGGACCGGGGCCUCCCCGACACGGGUCACCUGUACAAGCUGGAGGUGGGCGCGCCCUACCUGAGGGUGGACGGCAAGACGGGCGACAUCUACACCACCGAGAUCCCCAUGGACCGCGAGACGCUGAGGGACUGUCGGAACCUCUUUGAGGGCGACAAGUGCUACCUGGAGUUCGAGGUGUCCAUCACGGACAUGGUGAAGGGCAUGGGCUCGGGGCCCCGCCUCAUCGAGGGCCGCAUCGAGGUCCUGGACAUCAACGACAACACGCCGCAGUUCUCCUCGCCCAUCCUCACCUUGUCCAUCCCCGAGAACACGCACGUGGGCGCCCUCUUCUCCAUCCCCAUGGCGACCGACAGGGACUCGGGCGUCAACGGCGUGGCCGAGUACUCGCUGAGCACGGGGCCCGACGCCGACCGCCUCUUCAGCCUGCAGGUGGCGGUGGACACGGACGAGAAGCUGCCCCAGCUGGUGGUCAUGGGCAACCUGGACCGCGAGAAGAAGGACUCGUACGACCUCAACAUCCGGGUGGUCGACGGCGGGAGGCCGGCCAGGGCGAGCAGCGCCUUGCUGAGGGUGGUGGUCACCGACCAGAACGACAACGCCCCCAAGUUCGAGAGGAGCCACUAUGAGGCCGAACUGCCCGAGAACAGUCCUCAGGGACACUCCGUGCUGCAGGUCCGGGCUAACGAUGCAGACACUGGCACCAACGGAGAGAUAGACUACAGCCUGCAUCAGAUGUCGGAGGCUGUCCAGAGGCUUCUACGCAUCGACCGAUCCACAGGAGUCAUCUACGUCAAAAACCAGGUGGACCGUGAGGAAGAGAACUUCCUCAAGUUCUUCGUUGUAGCCAAAGAUCGCGGGCCCAACUCCAAGAGCUCCAAAGUUCUGGUGACCCUCACCGUCAGGGACCAGAACGACAACGCUCCCACCAUAGAGAUCCGCGGGAUCGGCCUGGUGACGCACCAGGACGGCGUGGCCAACAUCUCUGAGGACAUGCCGGUGGGCACGCCGGUGGCACUUGUCCAGGUGUCCGACCGUGACGAGGGGGAGAACGCGGUGGUGACUUGUGUGGUUGCGGGUGACGUACCCUUUCAGCUGCAACCUUUAAGCCAGUCGGCAAAUGACAAAAGAAGGAAGUACUUCCUGCAAACGACCACCUUGCUGGAUUAUGAGCGGGUCAAAGACUACAGGAUUGAAAUAGUCGCAGUCGAUUCUGGCAACCCUGCUUUGUCCAGUGCCAACUCCCUAAAAGUCCAGGUAACAGAUAUGAAUGACAACACCCCCAGCUUUUCUCCAGUCUUGAUGGAAGUGGAUUUCGCAGAAGGGAACCAGCCUGGUGACAAGGUUCUGAAUGUAGAGGCGACAGACGCAGACAGCGGCUCCAACGCCGAGCUGGUCUACAGCAUCAUUGAACGCUCCGCCUCCGGGCUCUUCGAGAUCGACGCCAACACCGGAGAAGUUCACGUAAAGAACCUGCUGGACCGGGAAGACAUGGAACGUUACGAAUUUCGCGUGGCUGCGGCGGACAAGGGCUUUCCGAGCAGAACGGGCACAGCGACAGUAGUGAUCAACGUUCUGGACCGCAAUGACAAUGACCCCAAAUUUAUGCUCAGCGAUUACAGCUUCUCCGUCAUUGAGAACAUGCCUCCUCUUAAUCCUGUCGGUGUGGUCACCGUUUCUGACAUGGACAAGGGCGACAACGCACUAGUGAAGCUCUUUGUGGAGCCGGACAAUGGCAAGUUUGUGAUCCAGAAUGGCACCGGAAACAUCUUGUCAAGCAUCUCCUUUGACCGUGAGAAGGAAAGCACCUACACUUUCCGUCUGAAAGCAGUGGAUUCUGGCGAUCCCCCACGAUCCUCCUAUGUGGGUGUGACCAUUAAUGUCCUGGACGAGAACGACAACGCCCCCUAUGUCACCAAACCCGCAAACUCCUCCUACACAUACCUGACCCCUGACACCGCCCCAAACACCCGUGUAGAGGUGGUGGAGGCCGAGGACAUUGACUCUGGGCCCAAUGCUGAGCUGGUCUACACAAUCACUGGGGGGAACCCGUAUGGACUAUUUCAUAUUUCCCCCACCACAGGCGAGAUCACCCUGGCGCAGGCGUUCACCGGGGAGCACAAUGGACUACACCGGUUGGUGGUGCAAGUCAAGGACAACGGCAAACCACCCCGCCACACGACCGCACUGGUCCACGUUUUUGUCAAUGACACCAAGGCCAACGUGUCGCUCAUUGAGGUGCUGGUGGGACAUAGCAUGUACACCCCCCUGGACAGAGACAUUGCUGGAGAUCCCAACUACGCCCUCGCCCAGCGCAGCAACAUCCUGUACGGAAGCCUGGCGGGAAUAGCCGUAGUCAUUCUGGUCAUCGUGGCUGUAGUGGUCAUCCGACACCGACUCCAAAAGGACACAAAGAGUGGCUACCAGGCGGGAAAGAAGGAGAGUAAAGACCUGUACGCCCCUAAGCAGGGACCCAAAAACUCCAAAGGUAAAAAGAGCAAGAAGAACAAAGCUCCCAAACCUGCUAAACCGCUGGAGGAGGACGAGGAGGCCACCCUUCAGAAAAGCCUCAAAUUCAACCUCAUCAACGACACGGUCAGUGACAGUCCCAGGAUACACUUGCCCCUCAACUACCCCCCAGGAAGCCCCGACCUGGGCCGCCAUUACCGCUCUAACUCCCCGUUGCCCUCCAUCCAGCUGCAGCCACAGUCCCCCUCCGCCUCCAAAAAGCACCAGGCGGUGCAGGACCUCCCCGCCACCAACACCUUCGUGGGAACGGGGGACAACAACUCCACGGGCUCGGACCAAUAUUCGGAUUACAGCUACAAGGCCAACCCUCCCAAAUACAGCAACAAACAGAUGCCACAGCGCCGCGUGACCUUCUCCACAGCCAAUCAGGCGCAGGACCAGCAGCAGGAGGCGGGGCUACACACCUACUACGACAGCGGGCUGGACGAGUCGGAGACGCCCAGCUCCAAGUCGUCGUGCGGGCCACGCCUGGGACCGCUGGCGCUGCCCGAGGACCACUACGAGAGGACCACGCCGGACGGCAGCAUCGGCGAGACGGAGCACCCGGAGAACGACCUGAGGCCCCUCCCGGACGUGGCGAUGACGGGCAACUGCACGCGCGAGUGCACCGAGUUCGGCCACUCCGACUCCUGCUGGAUGCCCGGCCAGCCCUCCCCGGAGCGCAAGGCGCCCAAGAGCGCCGCCCAGCUCCCCACCUUCGUGCCUUACCAGGAGACGGGCGGGCCGGAGCAGCAGCCGGCGGCGGCGGCGGCGGCCAACGCCGGCCCUAAGCCCCUCCCCGCCGAGGAGCGCGGGGCCCGGGUGGCCAACAUGCGCUUCAUGACCCCCUACAGCAGUGCCUACCCCGCCGGCGCCGACACGUCCGGCAAAGACUGCGGGCUGGAGGAGAUCCCGCUGAGCCAGGCGGCGGAAUACCGCUCCACCGCCGCCCCCGCGGGCCACGCCUCCAAGAGGGAGAUCUACCUGUGAGGGCUCCGCCCCCUUUUUCCCCGCCUCCCCUCCACCCGACACCUCACUGCCCUGUGCCUGGCUGUGUCGCCACAGUACCCCCCGCCCCCCCUCCCUCUUACACCUUUGCUUUAAACCCCGCCCACCCCCCGGCCCAGCAGCCAAUCACCUGGAAGGAAUGUAAACAUGGUUGUGAUCUUUUAUUAGCUACUUGUCGUGAAGCCUCCUCACUCUCCGUGUCAGACGGACACUUUUCUUCCUGCCGGACAUCUUUUUAACCUUUUUAGGACCCCCCCCGUGUACAGCCAUGUAAAUACAGCGGCGUGGGCGUGGUCACGGGGGGACUCGUGCAUGUACAGAUUUAUCCUCCUUCAGUUCCCCGCCGCCAAGUCGCUUCGAUGUUUCGAUAUUUUUAAUAUUCCUUCGCUUUUUUUUGGGGGGGGGGGGGGCGUUUCGUGAACGCUCGGCACAAACAAUCCGUCGGUCCUCAGAGGAGUCGGCCCCAAAACGCCUGGGGUAAUGUGUCGUCGUCAUUCCGUUACCCGUAUAAAAAUAGUAUUUAUCCAUUUUGCGUUUUUUUUUUUGUGUUUUGUUUUUUUCUAAGCUUUAGCUGUGUCAGGUGAAGACGGGGGUCGGAGGUCUCGUCCACUUUUUGGUGCCAAUUAACCUCAGGUGACCUUUUGUGACCUUUGACACCGCUGUUGGCUUUGGCCAGCCUGAGUGUGUGUGUGUGUGUGUGGGUGUGUGUGUGUGUGUGUGUGUGUGUGUGUGUGUGUGUGUGUGUGUGUGUGUGUGUGUGUGUGUGUGUGUGUGUGUGUGUGUGUGUGUGUUCGUUCUUGUACUUACACCCUUCUUGAGACACGAAGAAGGAAAAGUAUCUUCCAUAUGAGGAGGUGAUGGUCCCAAUAAUAGAGAGCCAAAUACUAGAAUCCGUGAACAUUGCUCCAAAGUCAGGAUUUUUUUUUUGUUGAUUUAAUGUCCGUACAAAAGUAAACAUUUGGCAUUAUAUGAUAAAAACGAGACUGCAGCUAAAAAAGGCCAGCUGGGGUCCGUGAUCCCUUCGUCAUCGGCCUUAAGGACGUCACGAAAAACAUGAAACGUGAAAUCUGUCAAAAUGAAGGUCGUUCUAAAGAGGGACGUAUUUUUUAGAGGUCUCAAGAAGGUAAGAAAUACAAGAAAGUGUGUGUGUGUGUGUUCUUGUACUUCCACCCUUCUUGAGACACGAAGAAGGAAAAGUAUCUUCCAUAUGAGGAGGUGAUGGUCCCAAUAACAUUGCAUCGAAUAGAGAGCCAAAUACUAGAAUCCGUGAACAUUGCUCCAAAGUCAGGAUUUUUUUUUUUGGUUGAUUUAAUGUCCAUACAAAAGUAAACAUUUAGCAAUAUGCGAUAAAAACGAGACGGCAGCUAAAAAAGGCCAGCUGGGGUCCGUGAUCCCUUUGUCAUCGGCCUUAAGGAUGUCACGAAAAACAUGAAACGUGAAAUCUGUCAAAAUGAAGGUCGUUCUAAAGGGGGACGUAUUUUUUAGAGGUCUCAAGAAGGUAAGAAAUACAAGAAAGUGUGUGUGUGUGUUCUUGUACUUACACCCUUCUUGAGACACGAAGAAGGAAAAGUAUCUUCCAUAUGAGGAGGUGAUGGUCCCAAUAACAUUGCAUCUAAUAGAGAGCCAAAUACUAGAAUCCGUGAACAUUGCUCCAAAGUCAGGAUUUUUUUUUUUGUUGAUUUAAUGUCCGUACAAAAGUAAACAUUUAGCAAUAUAUGAUAAAAAACGAGACAGCAGCUAAAAAAGGACAGCUGGGGUGCGUGACCCCUUUGUCAUCGGCCUUAAGGACGUCACGAAAAACAUGAAACGUGAAAUCUGUCAAAAUGAAGGUCUUUCUAAAGAGGGACGUAUUUUUUAGAGGUCUCAAGUAGGUAAGAAAUUCAAGAAAGUGUGUGUGUGUGUGUGUUCUUGUACUUACACCCUUCUUGAGACACGAAGAAGGAAAAGUAUCUUCCAUAUGAGGAGGUGAUGGUCCCAAUAACAUUGCAUCGAAUAGAGAGCCAAAUACUAGAAUCCGUGAACAUUGCUCCAAAGUCAGGAUUUUUUUUUUUGGUUGAUUUAAUGUCCAUACAAAAGUAAACAUUUAGCAAUAUGCGAUAAAAACGAGACGGCAGCUAAAAAAGGACAGCUGGGGUCCGUGACCCCUUUGUCAUCGGCCUUAAGGACGUCACGAAAAACAUGAAACGUGAAAUCUGUCAAAAUGAGGGUGGUCCUAAAUAGGGAGGCAUUUUUUAGAGGUCUCAAGAAGGUAAAAAAUACAAGAAAGUUUGUGUGUGUGUUCUUGUACUUACACCCUUCUUGAGACACGCAGAAGGAAAAGUAUCUUCCAUAUGAGGAGGUGAUGGUCCCAAUAACAUUGCAUCGAAUAGAGAGCCAAACACUAGAAUCCGUGAACAUUGCUCCAAAGUCGGGAUUUUUUUUUUUUUGUUGAUUUAAUGUCCAUACAAAAGUAAACAUUUAGCAAUAUGCGAUAAAAACGAGACGGCAGCUAAAGAAGGACAGCUGGGUUGCCCAAAGUGCGGCACAGGGCCCAGCUGGGGUCCGGGACCCCUUUGUCAUCGGCCUUAAGGACAUCACGAAAAACAUGAAACGUGAAAUCUGUCAAAAUGAGGGUGGUCCUAAAUAGGGAGGCAUUUUUCAGAAGUCUCAAGAAGGUAAGAAAUACAAGAAAGUGUGUGUGUGUGUUCUUGUACUCACACCCUUCUUGAGACACGAAGAAGGAAAAGUAUCUUCCAUAUGAGGAGGUGAUGGUCCCAAUAGCAUUGCAUCUAAUAGAGAGCCAAAUACUAGAAUCCGUGAACAUUGCUCCAAAGUCAUUAUUUUUUUUGUUGUUGAUUUAAUGUCCGUACAAAAGUAAACUUUUAGCAAUAUAUGAUAAAAACGAGACGGCAGCUAAAGAAGGACAGCUGGCUUGCCCAAAGUGCGGCACAGGGGCCAGCUGGGGUCCGUGACCCCUUUGUCAUCGGCCUUAAGGACGUCACGAAAAACAUGAAACGUGAAAUCUGUCAAAAUGAGGGUGGUCCUAAAUAGGGAGGCAUUUUUCAGUCAGAGGUCUCAAGAAGGUAAGAAAUACAAGAAAGUGUGUGUGUGUGUUUUCUCUCGACUUCCUCCAAUUCCAGAUUUUAAGAGGAUGGGGGGGGGGGGGGGGGCACUGUCCCGAGCCCCCACAGCCAAUCACACGCACGAUAUCGCCGGGUCACAGAACUGGUUUCAUGCGGUUGCUCCUCCUAAGUUCUUAAUCAGUCCCUCCAGGGUUUUGAAAACUGGUGUUUUCUUUCCCUUCUAGUUCUUUCCUAAUAUAUAUUAAUAAUAUAUAUUUGUUAUCAAUGUUUGAGCUGUCCUUUGUAACUUGAAUCUCAACAUUUGUAAACAAAACAAAAAAAUUUAUUGAUGUUUUACUUGUUUUAUAGCAGACUAGAUGGCAGUAAAGGUACCCAAUCAGAACUUAA
Molecule: messenger RNA, 7666 nt
Organism: Nerophis ophidion (straightnose pipefish)
Lineage: Eukaryota; Metazoa; Chordata; Actinopteri; Syngnathiformes; Syngnathidae
Product: protocadherin-1-like
Exons: 5
Coding region: 576-4199 (1207 amino acids)
Biological process (GO): homophilic cell-cell adhesion
Cellular component (GO): plasma membrane
Molecular function (GO): calcium ion binding
Source: RefSeq, a predicted model, not a curated record